GAAGCCCCGCCCACUACGGAAGGUGAAAGGGUCUCACGGCGGAGCCCAUUUGCGGGCUCCUUCUGCCAAACCUUACCAGUCGGCGGCCCGGAACAGCUAGGGAUGAUGCUGAAGAGGUCCAAGAAGAGGAGUGAGGAUGCAAAGUAGCAGGAAUUGCAGGAGAGGAACCACAGCCCAGGAGAGAGGGACUCUGGGGACAUUUGUCAGUCUGUCCUCCAGUGCUUAGAGGAUGUGGAGUUUUUCAAUGAUCCAAUCUCAAACCGUCAGAUGUACUGAUAAGUUGUUCAUUACGUUCAUGAAGAGGUGUUUGUGAGUCCCCAGGGAUUCACUAUUCUGCAUCGUCCUAAAGAAAGCUUUAGGGUGACAGCUGCUUUUGGAGCUGGCACUGUGAGAUCCAUGGGGAACGGAGUCAACUAAGAUAACUUUUAAGUUUCCUGCGCAUGGACCUGCAGUGUUCACAGGAUGGCUGCUCUUUUUCUAAAGAGGCUAACAUUACAAACUAUGAAAACGGACAAUACUUGCAUUAGAAGACGUUUGGGUACGUACGUCGUACGGAAGACGGCGCUGGCGGAGCCACCCCACACCGCCUCCGCCCCGAGACCGUCCUGCCUCAUUCACACAGCAACCUUUAGUACUGAAGUCGACCAGGACAAGAGAGGAAAGAAAGCAAAGCAGGAAACAGCUUUUCGUAACGUUGGAAGAAAAAUUAACGAGCGCAUCAUUCAGGUGCUGGAUGAGAAGGGCAACGACCUGGGCCCCAUGCACCGAGCGAACGUCAUCAGGCUCAUGGCCGAGCAGGACCUGCGGCUGGUGCCGAGGGACCCCGGCGCCCAGCCCCCGCGGUACCAGCUCAUGACGGGCACGCAGAUCUACCAGGAGCGGCUCCGCCUCAGAGGGAUGGAGAGGGCCGAGCCCAAGCCUGGACCCACCCUGACAAAGGAACUGACUUUUUCUUCAAAUAUUGGACAACAUGAUUUGGACACAAAGAGUAAACAGAUUCAGCACUGGAUCGAGAAGAAGUAUAAAGUUCAAAUUACAAUAAAGAAAGGGAAGAAUACAGAAGAGCCAGAAAACAAAAUGGAGGAGAUAUGUAAUCAAAUACUCCAGACUAUGCCUGGAAUAGCUACCUUCUCAUCCAGGCCACAGCUCAUCAGAGGGGGAAAGGCUGUGAUGUGUGUGCUUCGUCCCUUGAGCCAAAAGGAAGAGAAUGAGUGCAGAUCAGCUCUGGGGACCCAGAGAGGAGACGCUCUGAAGAGAGGAAAUGGAAACGACGGAGCAUCCAAUGCUCUGCACCAGUGAUUUUAAUAAAAACGUGCUUCUGAGAGAAAGUAA
Molecule: messenger RNA, 1332 nt
Organism: Mesoplodon densirostris (Blainville's beaked whale)
Lineage: Eukaryota; Metazoa; Chordata; Mammalia; Artiodactyla; Ziphiidae
Gene: MTIF3
Product: mitochondrial translational initiation factor 3
Exons: 6
Coding region: 463-1299 (278 amino acids)
Biological process (GO): mitochondrial translational initiation; ribosome disassembly
Cellular component (GO): mitochondrion
Molecular function (GO): translation initiation factor activity; ribosome binding
Source: RefSeq, a predicted model, not a curated record